AUGUUCGAAAGAAAAAAGAGCGGCAAUGUUGUGUAAGUUAAUAUACCUAAGUUAGUAUGUUAUUACUACUUUUUGAAUAAGCUUUUUUUAAAUUUUAGUUUAACAUUUUGAAAUGUUAAGAUAUUUACAAUAUCUAUUGAUAUGCCUAUCUUUUCAGAGUAUGUCGCUUCUACAACAAGAACUACAAGUCAUCGAAGGAUCGCGAGCGCUGCGAACCGGAAGGACAAUAUAUUGUAGCGAAGGAACACUUUCUCUACCUUCCUUCUAGACAUGAUAUACCAUCCCGAAUGUUCAGGACGCACGAUUCUGUGGAAAAGGAUAAUAUACAACUGUUCGACAUACCAGCGGGGGUGAACGAAGACUCGGAUACAUUUGCAUAUGUAAAGAAUGGAGAAUGUAGUGAAGUACAGUUUGCGACAAACGUCUGGAAACAACUGCCAUGUGAUAAAACGAAGUUCAGUAUCAAAUAUGGAAAAACAAACUAUUAUAGCUUGGUAGGUUCAUAACAUAAUGUAAAGGUUGUUAUUUGAAGGCUUUAAUUAUUCUGGGUAAGGCUACGAAAGUUUUUGGCCUAUAAGGUAGGGGUAGUGCUGAUAAUUCUGGCCUGGAGAAGGGAAGGGGUAGAUUAAAUGUUAAUCUUUAGACUCUGCUCGUUUUAACUUUAGCUUAAGACCGGCCCGGCUCGAUCGUAGGACGGGGCUGGGCUGAGUCCAGCCUACACGACCCGUUUCUCAUCACUAUCAGUGUGUACAGGGUUAAGAAAAAUUUAAAAUAAAUUAUUGAACGUAAUGUCAUGUUUUUAGACUUACAUUGCUGCCCGCACCGGCUGUGAAUUCAACAUUGACAGGGAUCAAUUACUGAAUACCUACGUUAGGUUCCGUACAUCUGAUUAUUCUGAAGAGUGGGUUUUGAACUCUGAUAAGUUUGAUUUUGUUAAUGAACGUUUGUCUUUGUUUUUUACAAUUUUUUCAUAAGUUUUAGGUCUAUUUUAACAUUUUUUGCUAAUUUAGGUAACAAAGAAAAAAUUAUAUUUAUGAUAAAUUUUUGUCAUUAUAAGUACAGUAAAAAUUUUGUAGUAUGAUACUCAAGAGACUGGUUAUACCUGUCUUUAUAAAGAGAAUGUCAUUUACCCAGGUACAUUUUGGUAGGAGUUUUAUUACAAAGGGCGUUCAGAAAGCUGUCAUUAUAAGGAGAGUGUGACAUUAUCUAGGGUCAUAUUAAGAGGUUUCACUGUACUUGAAAUGAUAUGUUUGCUAUGGUUGCUUAAUUGCAAUUUACAGUUAAUCGUUGGUUAAUAAUGCCCAAUUUCAGGACGGAUUUAUCCAUACUUUACAUUUGUAUUGGUGUAAUUGCUGGUAUUGUUUUACUGUGCGUCGUUUGCGUUGUAUGCUGUAAAUGUAUCUCAUGGAAGAAGAAGAAGGCUGGGGUAGGUGUCUGGUUUUUAAAUGUUUUUUUUACUUAAACUUCUUGAUUUAUCCAUCUGUAGAUCGGCUACAGCAAAAUUUUUGGCAUGUUGUAUUUUUUUACUUUAUGUUUUUGCUGAGUUAAAGUACCUUUUUAAGGUCGUUUAACGUAUUAAAAAUGCUUUUAUAAACUUUAUUUUGAAUUUACGUUUGCCCUUGUAUAACGUAUUUGUUUAAGGCUCCAAAGAAAAAGAAGAAGAGCAAGGAAAAGAAGAAGAAGAAGAAGAAACCUAAGAAGGAAACGACAGAAGUAGAAGAAACAGAAUCCCAAACGGUAGAAAAGAAAAAGAAGAAACCGAAAAAGAAAAAGAAGACCAAGAAAGAAACGACAGAACAAGAAGAGACAGAAUCACAAUCGCAAACAGCAGAAAAGAAGUCGAAAAAGAAGAAAGAUGAGACGAAUAAUGAAGAAACCAAUGAAAAGGGAGAGACUGAAAAGAGCAAAAGCAAGGUAGGGCAUUAUAUUAUAUAAGGACACAUCUUUGGGGAAGUAUACUUUUUUUGGGGGAGGGGGCAGCGUAGAAUAUGGCUUUAAAACAGUUUUUAGCUGAUGGUAGGUGACUGGAGGGUAAGGUAAGGUAGAAUAAAAAUGCAUGGUAGGGUAGGGUACGGUAGGGUAGGAUAGGAUAGGAUAAGGUGGGGUAGAGUAGAGUACGGUUGGGUAUGGUAUGCUAGCACAGGGAAGGAUAGAUCAAAUACAAGAAGAGUAGAUCAAAGUAAAAUAUAUUUAUUGCCAAUUCAUGUACAGAGCGGUAAAAGUGGUCAAAGUGGUUCGAAUCCUCCUCAAUCACCUAAACAGCAAAGUUCAAAUCCAAAAAAGAGGACCGUUCAUGAUGUGAUACCACCAUACGAAGGACUCGGCAAAGCUGUUGGUAAAUCUCCGUCUAAGUCCAAAGACAGUAAGACCAAGAACUCGAAGGACAAAGACGGCUUCUCAAUGCAAACCUUCUGA
Messenger RNA from Bursaphelenchus okinawaensis, 2415 nucleotides. The record is from the annotation of a GenBank genome assembly. NCBI's taxonomy places the organism in Eukaryota, Metazoa, Nematoda, Chromadorea, Rhabditida, Aphelenchoididae.